AGUGCCCCUCCUUAAAGAUCCCUUGAACUUUUUAGUAUUAUUUCCAAUUUAAACCCAGUUCUGGAUUCUUAUCACCUACGAAGUUUAGGGUUUGGUUUUGGCCCAUCUCUACUCAAAACUCUAUAGAGUUGCACACACAAUAAAAAUUGGGGUGAAAUGGUGACCCCAUCGAACUCACUGGCAAAGAUCUCUGGAUUUGACCCAUGUAGUACUCCACCUGGCCACCAAUAAAAUGCAACCAUUUGCGGGGGGUGGCCACCACUAAAAUGCAAUCAUUGGAGGUGGUGGGUAACAACUCACCUGCGUUUAAAUGGCUCUGAAACACUCAUCACCUACAUCUGGAAGCUAAUCAAGAUAUACUGUCCAGCUCACAACCUAAGAGGGGGAGUGAAUGCAGAAUGAUGAUGGUGACUGGGAGGGUUGGGAGACAGAGGAUAUGUACAUUUGAACUGAAGUCAAAUAGAGGAAGAAACAACAAAUUGUGCACCAAAAAAACCUGAGAAUUCUUUAGAGGGAGGAAAAUAGCAAAUAUUGAAAGAAUAUAUUUGUACUGCAAACGUAUUCUAGCAAUACAUAGACUGAAGAAAAGAGGUCUAGAUACUACUGUGAUAAGCACAUUACAAGGGAAUAGAUGGGAGAGGCUUCAUAUUCUUUUAGAUGGCAAAAAGGAGAAUAGGGAAAGAAGGACAAAACCAAGAGUGCUACAGUAGUGAAAUUCAUCCCUGUACAGAGGGCCAGUACAAGCCUAUGCCCAAAUUAAAUCCAUAGCAUGACUGAUGGAACUACAACAGUGGGAAGAUUUCCCAAAAACCUCAAUGUAAAUGCGAAGAUUUUCCAAGAGGACCAGUUGCAGCUGAUCCUACUCCCACAGAAAUCAAUCGAAUCCUAGGAGCAAGAUCUAAACCCUGCUAUGGCACUAGCAAUGCUUGUGCUCUAUUUCAGGUAUCUGAGCGUGGACAUGAGAUUCCUGAUUCUCCACUACCUGGUUUUACCACCAUAUAAAGACACUGUCAUCCUGAUCUGAUAGCAUUGUAUGCAUUCUUUGCUCAAGUGUAAAGGAACACACAAAAUGUGAACCAGCAGAGGAGACUCAGCGUCCAGAUGUGUUACAAACCCAGUGGGUGUUUAUAACCCUAGUGUUUUUCCUAUUCUAAAUUCCUUUUCCUCUAUCUAUGCUAGCCACCCAAACUGGUUUAGCUAGAACAGCGUUUUAACUAAAUUAAAACAUGCUUUUCAAACAUAUUUCAGAGUCUAGUGUAGACUGGCUACACCAUAAGGAAUUUUUUUUUUUUUUUGGCCAAGAAUUUUCCACCAACGCGAUCAACAGUGCAGCCACCAGUCUGAGUCCUAGAGCCUGAACAAGGCUCCAGGUGCCCACCAGUACCUUAAACACCAUGUUGUCUAACCCAGUUCAGAGCAGGAUUAAGUGACAAUGACACAGUAGAGUUUUUAAAGAGAAAUGAGCCCAGUGUCAACAAGCACUGAAACUCUCUCUGUAGACUGAUCUAAUCAGAGGUGUGUCAAUGGGCAGGAAAAUCAGGUUGUGAUUUAGAUCCAAGAAAGCUGAGCUGCUUUUCAGGUUUCUCCUUUCAUCCUGCUCCAGAAGGAGGGACUGAGUUUGCCAGUGAUUUCUAGUGUUUUUUAGACUGAAUUCCAUUCAUUUUAUUCAUAGCUGGUUUUAACUCUUCCAUGAUCUUUAAAUAGGAAAUAACUUUGGUUAGCUGACUGAUACUUAAAAAAAAAUCUUAAGUAGUCCAGCAGCAAAAUAAACCAAUGCUGAGAAACCAUCUUCUCAUUUCCUCCCAACUAGGAGAAACUGCAGAGAAAAUGUUGCUGAAAAAGAGGGAUUCUAGGGGUUGGAAAUGCAGCAAGAACAGUAUUUUGCAUAGUAUCUUGGUGCUUUGGCUGUAAGCAAGAAGUGGAGAUGUGUAUGCACAUAGAGCAGUAGAAGGAAGGAAGAAACUUUUAAUUAGGACAUUUCUGCAGUUUUAAAAGAAGUAAAAUUCCAGAUCAGUUUUUGUUAUUGGGUGAUAUUUGUAUAAUGAUCCAUUGAGACUGGGAUUCUGAGACCAGACGAGCUAAUGCAGGACCCUUAAAAUGUGCAGGGGAGGGUCACCUGGUACCUGUGAGGAAGAUGGCUGCUUAGUUCCGGACCUCCUCACUCCCCACAUAUCAACUACUCAUCUCUAAUAAUUACUUUCCUAGGCAGUAAGCUCCUGUCAUAAAAGUUUAAAUUAAUUCCCUGGAUAAACUUCAAAUUGUUGAAUAUGGAUUCCAAUGAAAAAAAUGAGGGCCAACAAAAGACCUAAUUAGCUGAAGGGGGAGACCACAAGGCCACAGCAGAACCUAGGCCAGGAUAUCGCAGCACUGAAAGAAUUCCUUACAGAAAGACUGGAUUCAAUCUCUAAAGAGCUAUGUGAUGUAAAAGCUGAAAUGGCUUAGUUGGAAAAUGAGCUACACAAGACUGCCAUUGAAAACAGUGAAAUUAAAGAAAAAAACUGUUUCCUUAAUCUUACAGUAAGAAAACAGAUCUCAAAGAAACAACCUUCACAUCUUGGGCAUUACUGAGGUAUCUAAAGAAGGAUAUUACUUUCUUCAGAGGCUGCUCCCUGACAUACUUAAAUUGGACUCCCAGCUGCCCCCAUUAGAUAUUGAAAGGGCUCACUGAAUGUCUGGUACUACAAGGCAGGAGUCUGAUAAGCCCAGAUCCAUAAUCUUCGAGCUGCGGAAAUUCAAUGAUAAAGUAAUGUUAAUGGAUACUGCCAGAAGCCAAAACCCUUAUGUAGACACAAAAUUUCUCUUUUUUUCCUGACAUCUCAUCUGAGCUUAACAAAAAGAGGGCUGCGUUCAAUGGCAUGAAGCAAAUCCUGAGGGGACCAGUGCCAGAUACAGCAUCAUGUAUCAAUCCACCUUCACUAUGGAUUUAGCAGGUUCCACAAGAUUUUGCAAGACCCUUUUCUAAUAAAAGGCAUUCCUGUAAUACUGGGAGGAGAUUGGAAUGCUGUGCUAGAUAGACAUCAGGACAAAUCCAAUUGCAUGAAACCCAACUUUCAAAGCACAGUAGGCCAACCCUAACUGUUAAUGAAUUAACUUGAUUUAACAUAUAUAUGGAGACUGGGACACCCCAAAGAGUAUGACUGUACUUAUUUCUCUACAGUACAUUUAUCUUACUACAGAACUGAAUUUUUUCUUAUAUCUUUAGAACUGAUUCCAGCAUGACUAGAAGCAACUGUUGAUCAUAUAUUACUUUGAGAUCAUGCUCCAAUUAUACUUACCAAUGACACCGGUUACACUUCAUUAAAAUCUUCUGGGUGGAAGCUGAGCACUGUGCUACUAAAAGACAAAAUUGUGUUCUGCAAUUGAUUCAACCAUCUCUGCCUUCAUAUAAGAAAAUAAGCAUGCAGUUACCAUCUUUUGGGAAGCUCCUGUAAGGCAUGAAUACAUAAAGUAUGCCUCCCAAAAGAAGAAAGAGAGACUCAAGUUACUAGAUUCUCUGGACAAGGAAAUGGAUGUGUUGCAGAGAACACACAAGACUGACCCAAAUACAGGUCUGUCUCAUUUUACGCGGGGGUUCCGUUCCGCGGUUAGCGCGUAAAGCGAAAACCGCAUAUAGCCAAAACCCCAUUGAGUUCAAUGGCGAGUGAAAUCGCCCGCACUACAGGUCAAGUUUCCUAAAGCCACUAAAAGCUGAAGAUGGAUAUUAAGCGUGCGAAGGAUUAUCUGUACUGGCUAUACUAUCAAUACCUACUGGUCACCUGUUGCUAUGUGUUGGAGCCCUGGGAGCAAUCCAUGUUCCAUACUAUUUUUAUUACUGUUUUUGCUAUGGUGGUGUACACAGCUUAUGUCUUUAUACCUAUCCACAUCCAUUUGGCGUUUGAGUUCUUCUCCCAGUUAUUUGGAGACCAGCGUGAAAGUACUGUUGCCAUUAUGAACUGAAUUUGCCAGGGUUGAUGAUGCAACAGCUACUAUGUGAAAUGUCUUCUUCCAUGUUGGAGUUGUUUGUUUAGAAAAAGGUUUGUGUUUGCGGAAACAAUGCUUCCUCGUACAAAAGCUAGCCUGCAUAAUUACCAUAACUGAAAACCAGAAUAAUGCACUGAUUCCUCACUGUAUAGUUCAUAUUUAAAUAAAACACGAGCACAGCUUUUAUUCUGUGACUGUGCAACACCGACUAUGGAAUGCAUUACUUAAUAUUCAACUUAUCUACUGAGAAUAGUGUUCCUAUGUAGUAGAUCCUCAAUGUAGAGAAAACAUAUGUUCUUUAACAGUUAGAGACCUUAUUUCUUUAUCACACUGUGUCUAGAAUCAGGAUUUUUACACAUAUGGUUUUCACACUCAAUCAGAAUUUAAUUUUAAGAGCACACAUGAAAAUGUAUUGCAAACAGCAAAAAGUAUCUAUGAUGGUAGUUGGUAGGCUAUUAUAUUUUUUGAAUACAAGAAAGCUGCUCCUCCCAGAAGGGUACAUGGCAACUACCUUGCAAAACAUGCAAUCCUUUUCCCCAUCCUAGUUUACAGUGUAUCAGAAAUGUGAGUCAAAUAUAACAUGACCCAAGCAGCUGAAGUCUGUUUGUUUUAGUAGUCUGCUAAUUUUUAAAAUGGAUGGUGUCAUGAUAUAAAGGGAUGGUUUGAGGCUUUUCUUUUAGAUAAUGAGAAAUCAAGACUAGACGAGCAUUAAUCCAAUUUUUAGUACCUACGCUUCUGCUGCUGGAUUUAUGCUGGUUUAAUUGUAAUAAGAAUUUAUUAUACUGUAAGUAAUCUUGCAUUGUACUAAGAAUGAUGUACCAGAUAUUUAGUGAGUCUGACUUUUUUUUGUUUACACUCAACUUUGCUUGUUACAAUCAUCAAUUUUUCCCCUUUCUACUACAAUUCAUUGGGGGAAAGCAAAGCAUGUGUUUGUGCUAAAGGAAGAUGAUCUAGUAAACAGAGUGCAAUUUUCUAAUAAUUGCAGAACGCUGAAGCAUUUAGAUGGAAGCUUUGAUACAGAGGCCUCCUUUACAAAGGAGAAAGGAGAUUUAUUAAAACUGCCUUUGGGGAGUUUCUUAAACCAUGAAAGCGUUUUAUUGUACAUCUGAAUCAAACAUGAAUGCCAAAGAGAAAGCUAUAUAUGCAGAAUACAUACCUUUUGCAACUGGCACUACUGCUAGUGAAAGUGAGAUGCAUAAAAUGUAAAUAGUUUUUGAAGUAUGUUUACACAAUUAUAGCAUGAAGAAAUUUUCUAAUUUUAUCAAGGGGCAUUGGGGUCCUGCAUGAUAAAAAGAAUGGCAAAUUCUGAUGUCAAAAAUAAGGCUAUGUUUAUAUGCAGUUUUUCAAAUGCAAAAAUAAAGUUAAAUUAUUUUA
Malaclemys terrapin pileata is the source of this 5334-nucleotide messenger RNA. It is a transcript of the gene SPTSSB, whose product is annotated as serine palmitoyltransferase small subunit B. NCBI's taxonomy places the organism in Eukaryota, Metazoa, Chordata, Testudines, Emydidae. Gene Ontology annotation, cellular component: serine palmitoyltransferase complex. The record is from RefSeq and is a predicted model, not a curated record. Gene Ontology annotation, molecular function: serine C-palmitoyltransferase activity. The coding region runs from base 3694 to 3936 and encodes 80 amino acids. Gene Ontology annotation, biological process: ceramide biosynthetic process; endoplasmic reticulum organization. The transcript is spliced from 3 exons.